Vitis riparia (riverbank grape) is the source of this 1497-nucleotide messenger RNA. Its product is annotated as protein LIGHT-DEPENDENT SHORT HYPOCOTYLS 4-like. The transcript has 2 exons. Lineage: Eukaryota; Viridiplantae; Streptophyta; Magnoliopsida; Vitales; Vitaceae. The record is from RefSeq and is a predicted model, not a curated record. Gene Ontology annotation, biological process: mRNA transcription; response to light stimulus. The coding region runs from base 640 to 1191 and encodes 183 amino acids. Gene Ontology annotation, cellular component: nucleus.
ACAACUCUCUCUCUCUCUCUCUCUCCAAUAAGAAUAUUAUUAAUCCAUUGAUAAGAGUGGAGUUGCUCCACCCUUUUUAGGAAAAAAACCAAUCCCCUAACAUUUUCAGAUAACAAAACUGGUGAAUCUACCAGUAGAACCACAGACCAUCAGGGUUUCUAGUUUUGCUCAAACAAAGAAACUCCAACUUCAAAGAGGAGUACUACUGCUCUAGUCCUCUCACUCUCCCAUCAAUCUCUUCAUCCAUCCCCCCAACAUCCAUAAUAUCAUUCAUAUUUAUAUAUCUAUCUACCUAUAUAUACCAGCUCAAAACCUUAUUUGCUACUUCAUUCUCUUUCUAUGUGUCUCUCAUCUCAUGUGAUAGCUCCCAUCAACCAUAAAACACCUGAAGCCACUGGAAGUGUUAUAAUACGAAGCAUAGAUGCAUUGAUCUCUCUUUGAUCACUCGUCUUCUUCUUUUUCUUUUUUCUUCUUCUUCUGUUUUAAUCAUCCCAAGGAAGGAAAGGAAACCCUAGCUAGAGGAAGAAAGUAGGAGAAGAAGUAGAAAACAAAAAUCACAGUGUCACCACCACAAUCAGAAACAAAAAGAUUACAUAUCCCUUAAGUGUGAGAUCGAAGGUGAAAGAAGGAGAUCAAUCCAUGGAUUCAAUUCCAGAAAUGGACAGCUCCAACUCUGAGAAUACCAGCAUCAACACAAGCAGCAACAGCUCAGCUGCGACCUCCUCCUCUUCCGCUUCCACCACUCCCAGCCGCUACGAGAACCAGAAGCGCCGAGACUGGAACACCUUCGGCCAAUACUUGAAAAACCACAGGCCACCGCUGUCGCUGUCGCGCUGCAGCGGAGCUCAUGUCCUGGAAUUCCUCCGCUACCUGGACCAAUUCGGCAAGACCAAAGUCCACACCCCAAUUUGCCCUUUCUACGGCCACCCAAACCCUCCUGCGCCUUGCCCGUGCCCUCUCCGCCAGGCCUGGGGAAGCCUGGAUGCUCUCAUCGGACGCCUCCGCGCCGCCUUCGAAGAGAAUGGAGGGAAGCCUGAAGCAAACCCAUUUGGGGCAAGGGCUGUGAGGCUCUAUCUCCGAGAGGUUCGCGAUUUGCAGUCCAAAGCGAGGGGGAUCAGCUACGAGAAGAAGAAGCGGAAGCGCCUUCCGCAGCAGAUGCCACCACAGCUGCCUCCUCCAGGAGCCAGUUAAUGGUAGAAUUACUAAAGGACAAAGCAGUGCACCAGAUCUCCAAACAAGCCUCUUAGUGGCCUAAUCCAUAUGGAAACAAUGCUUAGAUCUGGGGCUACCUAGAUGAUGAAUCUGCUUUUGAUGCAAACAGUAAUGGUAUUAGUAGCAGUAGUCGAAUAGUAGUACUGAGAGUACUUGGAGUAGGAGUUAAUGUACUUGUCUUUUUAUGCUCUAUGUGGAACUGAGCAAUUCAAUUGCUCAUACAUGUGUACUUGAGAAUUCAUGUAUGCCAUGCAGUAGAUUUUGCAGAUCAUGUGUUCAAAUUCA